Messenger RNA from Cynara cardunculus var. scolymus (artichoke), 1401 nucleotides. RefSeq names its product WAT1-related protein At2g37460-like. Gene Ontology annotation, cellular component: plasma membrane. The record is from RefSeq and is a predicted model, not a curated record. The transcript is spliced from 7 exons. Bases 118 to 1284 code for a protein of 388 amino acids. Gene Ontology annotation, molecular function: transmembrane transporter activity. NCBI's taxonomy places the organism in Eukaryota, Viridiplantae, Streptophyta, Magnoliopsida, Asterales, Asteraceae.
ACUAGUUGAUGUGAAUUGAAAGGUUAUUUUUACUACUAAAUGUUGUAUAUAAACCGAAAGAGGCACACGAUUUCUACACAAUCGAUACGAAUCUUGUUCGAUUGAUCGCAUAGCGAGAUGAGUAAAGAUGUGGGUAUGAGCGGAUUCUUUAACCGUGGGAAGCCAUUUUUCGGUGUUAUUUUCUUGCAGUUUGGGUUCGCGGGAAUGGACAUCCUCUCAAAAGCCGCGUUGAAUGAAGGGAUGAGCAAUUACGUAUUUGUUGUUUAUCGCCAUGCUGUUGCCACCGUCGUCAUGACCCCUUUCGCCAUUGUUUUCGACAAGAAAACGAGGCCAAAGAUGACACGCUCGAUCUUCAUUAAGCUUAUGAUUCUUGCGUUACUCGAGCCGGUUAUCGAUCAGAACCUUUAUUUCAUGGGACUGAAAGCGACAACAGCGACAUUUGCAGCCGCGAUGUGCAAUAUUCUUCCUGCAAUAACUUUUGUGAUGGCCUGUGUUCUAAGGCUCGAGAAGCUAAACCUGAAAAACAUUCGAAGCCAAGCGAAGGUAAUCGGGACCGUAACAACUCUAGCAGGAGCCAUGAUGAUGACCCUUAUGAAAGGCCCAGUUUUAGAGCUAUUUUGGACAAAAGGAAGAACAGACCAUCAAUCUCAUGUAAACAGUACUGGGGUAGAUGUAGAUCUCCAUAAUUCUCUUAUGGGUGCUUUUAUGAUCACAGUUGGAUGCUUCAGCUGGUCUGCUUUUAUGGUUCUGCAAGCAAUUACGCUACAGUCUUAUCCUGUCGAGCUUUCUCUAACCGCUUGGAUAUGCUUGUUGGGAACAGCUGAGGGAGCGAUAGUGGCGUUAAUUAUGGAGAGGGGAAACCCCGCAGCCUGGGCUAUAAGCUGGGAUUUGUCACUAGUAACAAUUCUCUACAGUGGCAUAAUAUGUUCUGGUCUAACAUAUUACAUCCAAGGAUUAAUAAUGAAAGUUAGAGGUCCUGUUUUUGUGACUGCUUUUAGUCCAAUGUGCAUGAUCAUUGUAGCUGUGCUGGGCUCCAUUAUUCUAGCUGAGCAAAUGUACCUUGCAAGGGUUAUCGGAGCGAUUGUGAUAGUUACAGGGCUUUAUCUUGUUGUGUGGGGUAAAAACAAGGAUGAUAAGAUUCCAUCAGAGCAAAUGGUAGCAGAAAAACAAAUAAUGGAGAAAGAACUUGAAGAAAAUUGUUAUGAUAAGGUCAUCACCAUCCAAGCAUCAGAUGGAGUUGCUCCUGUAAUCAAUGGAGUUCCUCGUGAUCGCAAUCAGAGCUAAAGAUGCAUCUCGUGCUCCGAUCGCUCGUGUAUGUCUGAUUAAGUGUAUGUAAACUCAAAUAUGAUUCGGAGUAUGUCGUAUGAUGAUGCAUGAAAUAAAAUGUCAUACGUAGACGAA